Botrytis sinoallii is the source of this 666-nucleotide messenger RNA. RefSeq lists its product as uncharacterized. Gene Ontology annotation, molecular function: box H/ACA snoRNA binding. Bases 1 to 666 code for a protein of 221 amino acids. Gene Ontology annotation, cellular component: box H/ACA snoRNP complex. NCBI's taxonomy places the organism in Eukaryota, Fungi, Ascomycota, Leotiomycetes, Helotiales, Sclerotiniaceae. Gene Ontology annotation, biological process: snoRNA guided rRNA pseudouridine synthesis; ribosome biogenesis. The record is from RefSeq and is a predicted model, not a curated record. The transcript has 4 exons.
AUGUCUUUCCGAGGCGGAUCAAGAGGCGGUCGCGGUACCGGCGCAAAUGCUGGUUUCAGUGGUGGUAGAGGAGGAUUCGGUGGUCGUGGUGGAGGACGCGGUGGUUUCCAGCAAAGAGACAAUGGUCCUCCAGCAGAUGUAUUUGCUAUGGGAUCUUUCCUCCAUGCCAGUGAAGGAGAAAUUGUCUGCGAAUCCAUCAAUACUAAAAUUCCUUACUUCAAUGCGCCAAUCUACCUAGAGAACAAGACCUCAAUUGGUAAAGUCGACGAGAUUCUCGGCCCCAUCAACCAAGUUUACUUCACCAUCAAGCCAACCGAAGGUAUCCAAGCUACUUCAUUCAAGACUGGCGACAAAUUUUACAUCGGCGGCGACAAACUUCUUCCUUUGGAGAAAUUCCUUCCAAAGCCAAAGCCACCUCCAGGAGCACCAAAACCAAAGAGAGCCGGUGGUGCCAGAGGAGGUAGAGGAGGACCAAUGAGAGGCGGACGAGGUGGUGGAAGAGGUGCGCCACGUGGAGGAAGAGGUGGUUUCACACCAAGAGGUGGCAGCGGAGGAUUCUCCAGAGGUGGUGGUAGUGGUGGUUUCUCUCGAGGAGGUGGUGGUUUCACUCCUCGAGGUGGCGCGAGAGGUGGAUCGAGAGGAGGAUUCUCCAGAGGUGGACGUUAA